AAUUGGGUGGCUACAUCGACGAGCACAGUUACCCAGCUGGCCUGCCUGAGAUCUCCUCUCCUUACUGAAGACAAGGCAGGAGAGAAGGCAAAGAAUGCACAGAGGAGAAGAGAUGUUUCUGUAGCAGGUGAAGAGGGCUUUGCUGUCCUUGGGGUCAUAGAUGAUCGUUUUCAUGACUCAACACCCCAGCAUGAGACCUGCUUUUGGAAGCUUUGUGAGGAGCUAUGAAAAAGAAAAAAUUUGCACUUGAAUCAAAACCCUGGAAUCACCAGCCUCCUACUCUGGAUCCCCAUCAUUCCUUGACCUAACAGAGAGAAGAACAGAGAAAAAUGUGGGAAACAAAUCUUAUGGCAAGAGCCUUGUAUGAUAAUGUUCCUGAGUGUGCAGAAGAGUUGGCAUUCCGCAAAGGAGAUAUACUGACUGUGAUUGAGCAAAAUACUGGUGGGCUGGAAGGAUGGUGGCUCUGCUCUUUACAUGGAAGGCAAGGCAUUGUACCAGGCAACCGGGUGAAGCUUCUGAUUGGUCCACUACAGGAGAGUUCCUCCAAUCAGGACCAGCCCUCUUCUGGACUAAUGCACCAGAGUUUUGGCCCACAGAAAGUCUAUCAAGUGCCACACUCACAGGCUUCAUCUCGGGAUGCUGUCUACCAAGUACCACCAUCCUAUCAGAAUCAGGGAAUUUACCAAGUACCUACAGGCCAUAGUACUAUAGAGCAAGAUGUAUACCAGGUGCCACCAUCAGUACAGAGAAGCAUUGGUGGGACCAAUGGUUCCCAUUUAAGUAAAAAGGUGAUCACCCCCGUAAGAACAGGCCAUGGGUAUGCGUAUGAGUUCCCAUCCAAGUACCAGAAGGAUACUUACGAUAUACCUCCAUCUCAUCCAGUCCAAGGGGUUUAUGACAUCCCCCCAACAUCACUGAAGGGCACAGCAUUCUCAGCUCCAAUGGGAGAGAUGAAACCUUCAGGGGUAUAUGACAUCCCUCCUGUGAAAGGAGUUUAUGCCAUUCCACCUGCUUCCCGAGAUGAAGUAGGAUUAAGAGAAAAGGAAUAUGAUUUCCCUCCUCCUAUGAGACAACACCUAAGACCAGAAGUCAGACCUGAGGGGGUUUAUGACAUUCCUCCGACAAGUUCCAAGGCAGUAGGGAAGGACCUUAACGUAAAAUACAACUGUGAUGCUUCAGGAGCUGCUGAGCAGGUAUCUCAGAAACACCAAAGCAUUCUUCAAAACCACCAGCACACGCACCUUGGACAACCUGCAGCCUCUCAGAAUGAUGCGUACGACAUCCCGCGAGGAGUUCAGUUUCUUGAGCCACAGCCAGUGGCCAAUGAAAGAUUAAAUGCCGAAGAAAAAGAUGGAGUGUAUGAUGUCCCACCACAGAACACACAGGAGACUAAAGGGUGCCAGGAUGUGACAGAUGGCAUGAAUAGGCUCUCUUUUUCCAGCACAGGCAGUACCAGGAGCAACAUGUCCACCUCCUCCACGACAUCAAAGGAGUCCUCAUUGUCAGCCUCACCAUCUCAGGACAAAAGGUUGUUACUGCUGGAUCCGGACACAGCCAUCGAGAGACUUUAUCGGCUUCAGCAGGCUUUGGAGAUGGUUGUGUCCAGCCUUACCGCGCUGGUCACCACUGAUUGGAGGUGUUACGGCUACAUGGAGCGGCACAUCAACGAGAUCCGCACAGCAGUGGAAAAGGUAGAGCUGUCUUUGAGGGAGUACCUCCAUUUUGCCAAGGGGGCCGUAGCAAAUGCUUCACACCUUCCCGAACUCAGCUUGCACAACAAAAUGAAGCGAGAGCUGCAGAGGGUCGAAGACUCCCACCAGAUUCUGACCCAGACCAGCCAGGACUUGAACGGCUGCAGUUGGUCCUUGAACAUUCUAGCUGUCAAUAAACCUCAAAGCAAGUGCGAUGACCUUGAUCGGUUUGUGAUGGUGGCAAAGACAGUGCCAGAUGACACCAAACAGCUUACUACCACCAUCAGCACCAACGCGGAAAUGCUCUUCCGGUCAGCCCCGGGCAGUGUGCGGCUAAAGAAUGGGUCUGAGAACGUGACCAGUGCAGCUGACCACCUGCACACGGGUCCACAGACCCAGCUGCUCCAUCCCGCUGACCACAAGGCCCAGCCCUAUUGCAAGUCACUGCCCCCAAGUCUAAGCAAGGACCAGCAUCCUGACUGCAAUAGCAACGAUAGCUCUGAGCGGAGCUGGAUGGACGACUAUGAUUACGUCCACCUGCAGGGGAAAGAAGAGUUUGAAAGGCAGCAGAAAGAGCUUUUGGAAAAGGAAAAUAUCAUCAAACAGAACAAGAUGCAGUUGGAACAUCAUCAGAUCAGUCAGUUCCAGCUAUUAGAACAAGAAAUUACCAAGCCUGUGGAGAAUGACAUUUCCAAGUGGAAGCCCUCUCAGAGCCUCCCAGCUACAAAUAGUAGUGUGGGCGCCCAGGACAGACAGCUGCUUUUCUUCUACUAUGACCAAUGUGAUACUCAUUACAUCUCCCUUCUCAAUGCCAUCGAUGCCCUGUUCAGUUGCGUCAGCUCAGCCCAGCCCCCAAGGAUCUUUGUGGCGCAUAGCAAGUUUGUUAUCCUAAGCGCACACAAGCUGGUGUUCAUUGGUGACACGCUAACAAGGCAAGUGGCCUCCCAAGAGAUCCGUAACAAGGUGAUGAACUCUAGUAACCAGCUGUGUGAGCAACUUAAGAACAUCGUGAUGGCCACCAAGAUGGCGGCCCUACAUUACCCAAGCACACCUGCUCUGCAAGAAAUGGUGCACCAAGUCACAGACUUGUCCAGAAAUGCACAGCUGUUCAAGCGUUCAUUGCUGGAGAUGGCGACAUUCUGAGGGGAAGAGGGGAAAAGAGACUGAGGGGGCCGUAGAAUCAAACUGGAAAUACUGUCUGGCUUAUGUAAAUGUUAUCUAUUUUUGUAGAUAUUUUAUAUGAAAUAUUUUAAAUAUGUUUUAUGAAUUAGAGGACGUUUAGACAUUCAGGGAGUUGGAGAGGUAAAAUUGUUAUCACUGUUUGGUUCUUACAUAUACAUUUGUGUAUCUAAGAUAGAUAUAUAUAAACUGUACAUAAAUUUGAUCACGUUCUCAUAUGUGCCUAUGGGAGCAUGUAGAUAUGUAUGUAACACAUUCCAUUUAAAAAAACAUGAAUUAAGAAGCACCUUAUUAUGCAUCUCCAAAGUGCUACAUCUUCACAGAGAACCUACCAGAUGGUUCUGAUGACACUCUACCAUAUGAGGUAGGGACUAGACAUUUUCACUGCAGUGUUUGGGAACCAGACUGUACCCACAAGUCAAUCCCUUAUAAUUAAGAGGACAAUAGUAACUUUCUCUUUCAGUUGAACCCUUUCCAUAAUUUCCCUCCUUUCUCAAUCCUUAUACCAAAAUGCACUGGGUCCUCUGAGCAGGUAGAUUUGGUAAACAACAUUUUUAUAAAAUGUGUGUCAAUACAUGAGCUAUUAUUUAAGGUGCUAAGGAGGAAAAGCAGCUUAGUCAUUAGAGGAGGUAGGAAGAGUGUACUUAGAAGUAAUUUCUGGCUAAGAGCGGGGGGUGGGGGGGUAUUGCUAAGCUGAGAAGAAGCCACAAUAAAGACAAGUCACAUGUUUGCCCACGGAUGUUUCAUCAUUUGCAUUUAUGAAAGAGUCAGCUGUGAGAUUUUCCAAAGGUCUUGUUUAAAUUGAAAAACUCUUUGAGGAGGGACAUAUACUGCAUGUAUGCCUCAAGUUGUAAAUAUCUAUGAAAAUAAAAAUGGUUUCAUGUGCCAUAUGACAGUGGGGAAAUAUCUGACAUGCAGAUUGCAAACUAAUGCUUUGCUGGCUGUCACCCAUUGCCUAGGUGCUACUAUCUAACGAAAAGACUUUUGAACACUAGAUGGUUUCUGGGCCUGGUGACCAUUGAGGUUCACAUCACCUUUGACAAUGGAAGACCUUGCUAAUUUUCCCCAAUGCUCACACACCACCACCAACUCAAACCUAGAACCAAUUUCAGCCUUAGGCCUCCCUCUCUUCCUUCGCUAUAUCUCUGCUGACUAACCUCAGUCUGACCAGUUCCAAUGAGACAAGACACUGAGUCACAGCUUUCAUGCAUGCCAUAGACUGACUAUAAAAUUUAAAUACUGCCAUUACAUCUUUUGGCCAUAAUACAUGCCACAAGUCUGAACAGAUUCACUGAAAAGUGGAGUGGAAAAAAUGGGGGCAAGCAAUGGUUUUAUAAGAGUUUACUGUUAGGUACGCUCAUAUUCUGAAGUCAAGAGGCAUUUAUCUAGGGUAUGUCUAUACAGUGCCUUGUUCAUUCUUUUUAUUCUAGCCUAUGUCAAAGCAUGCUCUUGCCUUGCAAUAUAUGCUUUACUGAAUUAAAUUUGCUUGUUUUGAACAACCAAAAUGUUGGAAUAGCAAAUGGAAUUAAGAAAGACCAUCCAUGAUCAGAAAGAAAUAAGGUGAAUUGUGGAGCUUAUCACAAAAGUACUUUGAAAAAUAGCAUCUGUUGUAAUGUUCACAGUUGUGCUCCAUCAGAAGAAGAGAUGGGACAUUGAAUGGCCAUCUUACAGAUGAAACAAGAGGGGCUGACAUCAACAACUUGAAAAUAAUUAUAACACAAGUAUAUCUUUGUGGACUUUGUUGCUAUAGAUAUGUUGUAUAUUUUUAGGAGGUAACAGGUUUGUACUAAGCUACAUGGUGAUAUAAGUUUUCAAAAGGAAAGCCAAGUUGUUAAAUCAACAUCCUUGUUUUUGCUAUCUUUUAUGUAGAGACUAUUUUUAAAUCAUUAAAUUUUUUAAUCUUUUUUUUAUACCAA
Phascolarctos cinereus (koala) is the source of this 4786-nucleotide messenger RNA. RefSeq names its product neural precursor cell expressed, developmentally down-regulated 9 (gene NEDD9). Lineage: Eukaryota; Metazoa; Chordata; Mammalia; Diprotodontia; Phascolarctidae. The record is from RefSeq and is a predicted model, not a curated record. Gene Ontology annotation, cellular component: cytoplasm; plasma membrane. Gene Ontology annotation, molecular function: protein binding. Gene Ontology annotation, biological process: cell surface receptor protein tyrosine kinase signaling pathway; cell migration.